CCCAGCUUGGCCACUCAGUCACCUCAACCGCUCAGCUGGACACGAACGCAUUGCUGAGUGCUGUUUUGUGUGAAUGUGUAAAGACAACUUUUAAUACCCGAGGAUUUAGUUUAUAUAAAGGGAUUUCUUGCCAGUUGUCCAGGAAAAGGAUAUAGCUGUCUCGUAACGUUCAAGUCUCAACAGCAUCGCCAUGGGCUAUUUAGAUGUCCAGGAGAAGGGCGCAGAUCCCUUGCCGGCGAAGAGGUCUGACAAAGCCUGGAAUGGCUACAGGUUCCUGGUGGUGAUGGGCGUCCUCGCCAGCGUCCUGAUCUACACCAUGGGCGCCAUCCUCACCGGCAUCGCCUACAGAACCAUGGACAGCAAAGCCAACUGCACCCGUGUCGGCCUAGACGGUCCUCAGGCCCAGACCGUGAUCUCGAUGCACGGCUUCAACACGUCGCUCGUCGUGGUCGGCCCUUGCUUCAUGGCUGCCGGCGGAGCCAUCGUCGCCUUCAUCAUCUUCCAGUGGUGCUUCUGCCGGCCGGUCAUUAGGGAAUAGGAGCCAGAGUCAUUGUACUCGCCUUUUCUCUUUUAAUCUCUCUCUCUCUCUCUCUCUCUCUCUCUCUCUCUCUCUCUCUCUCUCUCUCUCUCUCUCUCUCUCUCUCUCUCUCUCUCUCUCUCUCUCUCUCUCUCUCUCUCUCUCUCUCUCUCUCUCUCUCUCUCUUUCCCUUUAUCUCAACCAAAGUCGAUAACUAUGUUUGUGUAAGUCUAUAAGUAUAUACCAAUAUAAAUUCA
Molecule: messenger RNA, 774 nt
Organism: Penaeus vannamei (Pacific white shrimp)
Lineage: Eukaryota; Metazoa; Arthropoda; Malacostraca; Decapoda; Penaeidae
Source: RefSeq, a predicted model, not a curated record